AACUAGACUCACUCCUCACUGAGCUAUACAAAUAACAGAAAAAGCAAGAAAAGCUUCUGGGCAGCAACGACAUCUGAAGAAGCUCAAAUUCUACCAAAAAUGCCAAUCAGCAGAAUUGCAGUUGGAAAUCCAGGGGAAGCUAGCCAACCUGAUGCUCUCAGGGCGGCAUUAGCAGAAUUUUUUUCUAUGAUCAUAUUCGUAUUCGCUGGUGAAGGAUCCGGCAUGGCUUUUAACAAGCUAACCGAUGGUGGGUCAACAACACCGUCAGGCCUAGUAGCUGCAUCUCUGUCUCAUGCAUUUGCACUUUUUGUGGCUGUUUCGGUUGGUGCAAAUAUUUCUGGUGGCCAUGUAAAUCCUGCUGUCACUUUUGGUGCAUUUAUUGGAGGACACAUUACUCUUUUAAGAGGGAUUUUGUAUUGGAUUGCUCAGUUGCUCGGAUCUGUUGUUGCUUGCUUGCUCCUUAAAUUCUCCACUGGUGGAUUGGAAACAUCAGCAUUUGCCUUAUCAUCAGGGGUAUCUUCAUGGAAUGCAGUUGUGUUUGAGAUAGUGAUGACAUUUGGCCUAGUGUACACUGUGUAUGCCACAGCAGUAGAUCCAAAGAAAGGGAACAUUGGAAUCAUUGCACCAAUUGCAAUUGGCUUCAUUGUUGGUGCCAACAUUUUAGCUGGUGGAGCUUUUGAUGGUGCAUCAAUGAACCCAGCAGUCUCCUUUGGCCCUGCUGUAGUAAGCUGGACAUGGACUAAUCACUGGGUCUACUGGGUUGGUCCAUUGAUUGGUUCUGCCAUUGCUGCCAUUGUAUAUGAUAACAUUUUCAUCGGUUAUGGUGCACAUGAGCCACUACCCGUCAAUGAUUUUUAAGAUUAUAACUUUUCUCCUCCGCUUUUCUUCUUUUUUUCUAAAGAUUGAGGGGUAAUAAAGUUUGUGGUGGUUUUCUUUAUUUUGCUCUUUGUAGUUUGGUUGUGUUGGGUGUUGGAUGUUGUUUUCCACCUAGUUUAAAGUGGUCUGUAGUUGUCUAUUACUUGUUCAAUCAAUGAAGCUGUUUUGUCCAAA
Molecule: messenger RNA, 1050 nt
Organism: Ricinus communis (castor bean)
Lineage: Eukaryota; Viridiplantae; Streptophyta; Magnoliopsida; Malpighiales; Euphorbiaceae
Product: aquaporin TIP1-3
Exons: 3
Coding region: 100-858 (252 amino acids)
Biological process (GO): transmembrane transport; water transport
Cellular component (GO): membrane
Molecular function (GO): water channel activity
Source: RefSeq, a predicted model, not a curated record